AUGAAUGAGUUAGACAAUUCAUCUCAGGCUCAAGCCGCCGAAGAGGAUCCAGGUGACCGUGACGACGGCAUUGAAGUGCAGAGGGAUCAAAAUAUAAACCAAGUGGAUCCUGACGAGGAGGGCGAAGAUGACAAUGAAGAUAACCACUGGGCUGUACACAAUCCCUGUGAGCCCCUUGUAGAGAUUCAGCGUGACAGGAACAUGAACCCACCACCAAUCCAUCCCGAGGCAGUUUCUGUAGGACCAGUUUUGGUGCCAUUAGGUCCUCACGAUCCCCUCCGAAUGGCAAUCUCCACUGGAGAACACCGAUGGGCAACUUGUGUCAAGAAAGCCAUUGAAGAUACACUGAUCUAG
Seminavis robusta is the source of this 354-nucleotide messenger RNA. The record is from the annotation of a GenBank genome assembly. Lineage: Eukaryota; Bacillariophyta; Bacillariophyceae; Naviculales; Naviculaceae.